UGGAAGAGUGUGAAGCACUUUGUAAUCGACUAGUUAUCAUGGUGAAAGGUGAAUUAGUCUGCAUUGGUGCAUGUCAAGAAUUGAAGCAGCGAUUUGGAGCGGGUUACAAUAUUCAUGUAAAAUUAAAUCCAGUCCGAACGGAUGAGGAUGUUGACAAUAUUAAAAAAAUUAUUGAGUCUACUCUAACGUGCGAUAUUAAAGACGAAAAUUUGGGUUUUCUUGGCUAUCAUGUAACUGAUUGUAAUACAACAUGGGAAAAAAUGUAUGAUACAAUGAAGAGUUUGAAGCAAAAAUAUAGUUGCAUUGAGGAUUACGCUGUCUUAUCUGCAACUCUGGAUCAGCUCUUUAUUCAGUUUGCAAGAAGAGCUGAAAUGAUUGGAUCUCAUGAACCUCCGGCUGAUGAUGUUACUAGUCAUGAAGGAACAGUAUAAAUUAAAUGCGUCUUAUUAAAUACCGAAAUAUACUUAAAAUUCUAUACACUAGAUGAAAAU
Wasmannia auropunctata (little fire ant) is the source of this 491-nucleotide messenger RNA. Its product is annotated as ATP-binding cassette sub-family A member 3-like. The transcript is spliced from 2 exons. The coding region runs from base 39 to 431 and encodes 130 amino acids. The record is from RefSeq and is a predicted model, not a curated record. Gene Ontology annotation, biological process: lipid transport; transmembrane transport. Gene Ontology annotation, cellular component: membrane; intracellular membrane-bounded organelle. NCBI's taxonomy places the organism in Eukaryota, Metazoa, Arthropoda, Insecta, Hymenoptera, Formicidae. Gene Ontology annotation, molecular function: ABC-type transporter activity; lipid carrier activity.